AUGGCACCCUCGAUAACCACUACGGCUUUCAAAACAAAUGCAACGCGUGGAAAGAAUGCCGGAUUGACCGCCGAUCAGGAUGCCAACCACGCCCACAUACCCGCCACCGGAGGACCCGACCGUCCUGUCGUCUUCGCUACACGCGCUGCCCCCUCCCCGUUCCUCCACCCUGAACAGUUCGGCAUGCUCCCCCUCCCUGAGUCCCCUGUUCCCCACGGCACGCCGCUGCCGCACCAUCUGCACACGCCCUCAUCUUCCGUCACGGGCGAGUCGCCGCGGUCCGUCAGCGCACCGUUUCCGCUGCGCCACGCCUGGGUGCCUUCGACGCCGACGAUCCAGUUCAACAGCGAGAAGGGUAAGGAGCGGGAGACGUAG
This is a messenger RNA of Colletotrichum spaethianum, 375 nucleotides long. RefSeq lists its product as uncharacterized. The record is from RefSeq and is a predicted model, not a curated record. The coding region runs from base 1 to 375 and encodes 124 amino acids. NCBI's taxonomy places the organism in Eukaryota, Fungi, Ascomycota, Sordariomycetes, Glomerellales, Glomerellaceae. The transcript has a single exon.